Messenger RNA from Dendroctonus ponderosae (mountain pine beetle), 1211 nucleotides. RefSeq names its product loricrin (gene hui). The record is from RefSeq and is a predicted model, not a curated record. NCBI's taxonomy places the organism in Eukaryota, Metazoa, Arthropoda, Insecta, Coleoptera, Curculionidae.
AUACGAAGACCCAGAUGGCAAAAACAGAUGGGAUAGUCCCCUCUUUACUGUUUAUCCAGAAACAGACAUAGACAAACCAGCUAUUUAUUCCAGUCUGUUCAAAAAGGCCCCUCCGAAGCCAAACCUAUCCACUCAAAAUGCCCCUUUAAGCUCCACCAAUUACCUGUAUGACUUGGAUCGGAUCACUAAAAGCAUUACUGAUCUUCUUAUAGCGGCUAAAAACAAUGGUACUGAAGGACAGUUGGCAGUUCCUGGAAGUACUGAAUCUAUGGAUGUUCCUCAAGUCAGUGUGCAUCAGCUGGUGUUGUUGAGGAGGCAGUACAUCACCUACUCAAAAAUGCAUACGCCUGAUGUGGACAGAAUUCCCGACUUGUUUGUACAGUAUUUAAGAACUAGUUUACAACAGAGUUAGUUGCGACUGUAGUAACUUCUUUUUUGCUGAGGUUUUUGUAUAUGUACAUAUAGUUCAGUGUCCCGGCCAAUACGUCCCAAAAUCGUUUUAUAUCAUUGAUCAAUUCGGGCACCAAUCAAACCCAAUUUUCAUUAGAAACCGAAGAAAUAUCAUGAACCCUCUCUUCAGAAUAAAGAGGGGCAACGAGGGCGGAGGAUACGCGUCCGCUUCGAGUCAUGCGAGUGCUUCUGCUAGUAGUGGUGGUGGGGGGCCCACAUAUUACGGAGAUUACGUGCCUAGUGUGGCUCAUGACCCCUCGGGAAUUAUUGGACAAGUUCAAAAUCUGUUGAACACUAUUCCUGGUGCUUCGGGAACCGGUGCACAGUCAUUUGCCAGCUCCAGUUCCAGCUCUAAUGCUGGAAAUGGAGCUGCUGGCCCGUCUUCAGGUCAAGGUUAUGGUGGUUUAGGUUCUGGGCAUGAUGCGGGCUACCAAGGGCCGGUACUUUUCUCAAGAAUUGGCGAAGCAGAAGGCACAGGAAUUCAUGUAUCUGGACAGGCAGCAGGAAAUAAAGGCGCAUUUGCUUCUACUUCUUCGAGGAUCGACGAUCAAGGCAAAAUUAAGUACUCCGUCCAGUCUGGAAAAUACUAAGCGCUUCGGAGAACAUGUUUACUUCACUCAAUUUUUUUAUAUUUUACCUUGUCCAGUAUGCAAACUGAGAAUAAGUCAAUCUUUUCAUUCUUAUCCACUUCAGUUACUUACAGAUGAUUUAAAUGUGAUGUAUUCAAGGUUGUGAUGUAUCUAAUAAAACUUUAUAUUCUA